Messenger RNA from Rhopilema esculentum, 2219 nucleotides. The record is from RefSeq and is a predicted model, not a curated record. NCBI's taxonomy places the organism in Eukaryota, Metazoa, Cnidaria, Scyphozoa, Rhizostomeae, Rhizostomatidae.
GACGAUAGUGGGGAAGACGGCGGGAAAACAUGGUGAAGUCUGGCCAGAUACUUUCGAUCGCAGAGAUAUUGGAACAAGGACACACACUUGAUCAAGAAGCUGUUAGAACUUGGGGAACGGUUGUGGAAUGUGAUUAUGUCAACUGCAGAGCUAUUAUCAGAGAUUCAGAUAGUAACCUGUGUGUGGAUACAACAUUUGUCCAGUCCUUUAAUGCAGAAGUAAACUCUUCAUGGAUGUUUAUUGGAGAAAUUCAUUUUGACAAUGGCUCUUUGCCCUUGCUUCAUGCUAGGGCUUCUUGUUGUUGGAAUCAAGUAAAUUUAGAUGUUUCUGCAAAUGCAUUGGCCCUAAGAAGAAGGUUUUUGCAUAGACCCAAAACGAGAAAUGUUCUGCUACAUACUUAAACCUUUAAAACUGCUUUUAAGCCCUGUAAUUCGAUCUACAUGCUUAUAUCUAAAGCUUUUUAAUUUGUUUCAUCAAUAAUCUUAUGAAAGCUAAACAAUCAACACCUAGUUAGUUUGUAAGUCUGUUUGUGAUUCCAUGAACAGGUUUUGCCAAAGUGCGUGUGCAGCACACACAGAAAAUGUCUGCAAUUGCUUUUAAAAACUAACACCUUGAAAUCUUUCGAAAAGUUGUACUUAUGUAGUGUUUGCACCAGCAACUCGUAUUACAUUGUAUCGAAUGCCUUUGAAAAGUCGAUAAGCAUUAUGAUAGACAACUCACCAAAUUUCAUAGCUGUCUUUAUAUCGUCCCUUAGCUUCAGCAGUGCUGACCCAUUUUAGUUAGCUUUUCUAAAGCCAGAAACUGUGUCUUCAUACAACUGCAUAUCUUCAAUGGUCCUGGGUAUGACAUAAAACUGUAUCCGGUUGUGGCGUUUUGACGUGGGAGAAUGAGGUUACCCUUUGCCGCAACGCAACUACCUCCAGGUCACCCUUGAGCAAGGUGUACUACCUGUUAGCUCUCCUUGAGACCACGAAUUGUCAGAUCACGAAGUCUUGGCUGGCAGUAUUGAUUCCAACAAUAUUGAUUACAAAAGCUCAAGAGUCUCUACUUUGUAUUUUAAUGCUAAGAUUGGAAGAGAGAGAUGUGAAGGAUUUUGCUAUCAUGAUAAAGCAAACAGAAAUGUGGACUUAAUGUUAAAUUCCUUGAAUGAAUGUCAACUAGCUGAUCUGCAAGUUAGAUUUAAGAAGAAAGCUGGAAAGCUUUUGACAUUUAAAUAUCCCAAUGGUGCCAAAAGUCAAUGAUGUUCUGAUUAACAAUAAGUGGAAUAAUAGUGCUAUGAAUUAUGGCUUAUAACUCAUUCUACUAUAACUCGUAACUUAUAACUCACUUGAUUCAGAUUAUCGUCAACUCACUGAGAAGCAACAAUCCCAACAAAACAAAAAGGUUCCAUGUGAUUGGUCAACACUAAAUGCAAAUGAACACAUCAGAGAUAACUAUGUAGUAGAAAUCAGAAACAGGUAUCAAGCUCUUCAAGAAGAAUAAUCUCAAGAUAACUCUGCAAAUACGAUGUAUGAAAAUAUAAUCGAAGCACACAUAAAAAAACGAAAUGUCUCAUGGGAGAACCAUGAUGUUUUAGCUAAAGAAAAGAGCGAAAACGUGCCCAUACAAACAGCAUUGAGAAACCAACCACUAGAAAUAAGAAUUUGUUGCUGAAGCGCAAUGAAACCUUGAUAAUGCGUAUGUUAAAGAACAGAAAAGUUACAUUAUGGAAAAAGUGAAAUAAAUUCCUUUAUAAUUAGCUUAAUCUCCUUUAAGGCGAAACUCAGCGCACAAUAUGAUUUUACACCUACUCGCUGGUCGCUGCGUUUCGCUCAUUAGUUCAAUUUGGUUGAACUUUUCAGCGAUUGCCAGCGAAAAGUUACGUAAUUUUAUACAAAUUGCAAGAUGGCAAGCUUUGAACAGUUGUUGUCUCAGGCAGAUCAAGGCCGAUCUGUGGACAGCAUAGAGCAAAUGUGAAAAUAUGGAAAAUAUUUUGAACGAUAGGCGAAAAUAUCAAAGAAUAACUCAUGAUCGCAAAGUUUCAUCUCCAAAAUAAAGUGAUGAAAUUCGUCUUUCUGUUAACGUUCACAAAAUAACUUUUUCGGUUUCUGGACUCUAUAUUUACUACUCUCUCUCUGUCUUAAAGAAGAAACGCGAAACGCUGCCUAUCCGCCAUGUAUGUUGUUGAUUGGGUGCACCUGAAGGCGCCAGAAGUGAAGAGGGGAACAUCUUUUCCUGCA